Molecule: messenger RNA, 216 nt
Organism: Dentiscutata erythropus
Lineage: Eukaryota; Fungi; Glomeromycota; Glomeromycetes; Diversisporales; Gigasporaceae
Source: the annotation of a GenBank genome assembly
AUGUCAAAGAAGAUUAAAAAAAUCUCAAUUUUCAAAAGCAAAAAUCAUUUUCACUUUACUCCUCAACCUGGCUACUGUUUCUUUUGUCUAGCGAAAAUAAAGCAAGGCCCUUUUUGUAAUAGCCAUUGUGAGGGGUUCGUUGCUAAUCGCCACUCUCAUCGCCAAGUAAGACAGGAACUUUGGCAAGUAAGAGGAGCAAGUAAUUAUCAGGAAGAG